CCGGACAGUCGGUGCCGACCGCAGCUUGGAGAAACGCCAGCAAACCCUGCGACCAGUGCUUAUAACCAACAUGGAAGAAUGGUGUCGAUGGCAUUAUCUGAAUGAUGACACAAUUAAUCUAUUGAAACAUCAUGGUCUUUUCACAAUUGAAGGCAUAAAGAGCCUGACGACGAAUGACAUUGAUGAUCUAAACAUAAGCAUGGGUCAGAAAACAAUACUGCGGCAUCUACUGCGCUCGGAAAAUGCUCAGUCAUGGAUGGAGAAAAUCAAGAUUCCACAAGAAAAUGAUAUUAAUUUUGGAUGGAUACACUACGUAACUGAGCUCCUUAUUUUGUGUGAUGGUUGCGGGGAAGACCCAAUUAGAGGUGCCAGAUUUGUCUGUACUCAGUGUGACAAUUUUGACUACUGUUCUUCAUGCUUUCACACAAGAAGUCAUAAAGACCAUUUAUUUACCAGGAUUGAUUGCCCAGGCUCAAAACCAUCCUAUGCUGGAAGAUCAGGAAGCAGAUUAUCCAAAGGGAAAGAAAUCACUGACUCAAGUAUUUAAGAAAAUUUGCUGUCUCAGGUUCUUAAGAUUUCACUAAAACAAAUGAUGAAUGAAAAUGAGAACAUAUGGGCAAAAGAUGCAAAUACAAACUGGCUUUAAAUCACUUGUAUUAACAGAAAAAUAUUAAUUGGUAGAUAUUGGAAGCUAGGUAGCUUUCUACUGAGCUCAUAAUACAAUAUAGGGUGAAGGAGAAUUGGGUAGUUUUGAACGUGGUGCUCAUGUCCAUUCUGAAUCUUGUGUCGAAAACAAAAAAGGUGGAAAUAUCAUUUUAACUAAAGAAUAAAAUGGAUAUGUAUGAGAUUAUAGAGAAUGACAAGGUCCAAACAAACAUUUGCAGUCAGGUCACAGGAUACUCUAUGCAGGGAGGUCCAAGAAUGAGGAACAAGGUUCUUUGGGACAGAGGCCAAGCAAGCAGAAAUGAGGAAAAAAAAAAAAUCAGAAUAGGCUAUUUAGUUCAUACUGAAGAUAGUAGUAAUCAGCCAGCAACCAGCCAUGUGCAGGAGAGCUUCUUUAAAUGAAUAUUCACUCCGGAUAUCGUGCAGUUAAUGCUGGAGGAACUCAAGUCGAGCAGCAUUUAUGGAGAAAUAAACAGUUGUGUUUUAGGGAAGAUGCUUCAUCAGGACUAGAAAGAAAGGAAGGGGGCAGAAGCCAGAAAAAAGUGGGGUAGGUGGGAAAAAAAAGGAGUACAAGCUAGUAGGUGAUAGGUGAAACCAGGCGAGGAGAUGGUGAUGGGGUAUGAUGCAAGAAGCAGAAGGUGAUUACUGGAGAGGUAAAAGGCUGAAGGAGGAAUGUAAUAGGAGAGCUCAAUGGAAUCGAAGGGAAGGAGAUAUA
Messenger RNA from Mobula hypostoma (lesser devil ray), 1378 nucleotides. RefSeq names its product probable E3 ubiquitin-protein ligase DDB_G0283893. The transcript is spliced from 5 exons. NCBI's taxonomy places the organism in Eukaryota, Metazoa, Chordata, Chondrichthyes, Myliobatiformes, Myliobatidae. Gene Ontology annotation, cellular component: aggresome; amphisome. Bases 71 to 547 code for a protein of 158 amino acids. Gene Ontology annotation, molecular function: K63-linked polyubiquitin modification-dependent protein binding; zinc ion binding; protein kinase C binding. Gene Ontology annotation, biological process: endosome organization; aggrephagy; mitophagy. The record is from RefSeq and is a predicted model, not a curated record.